AUGGCUGAUGGGGCAUUUAAAGAUGAUGAAACACACUUGAUGACGUCAAAGAUUGAAAGGCGGUCAAAUUAUACACAGCUUUUUAAGCACAUACCCACCAAGCUCCACUAUCACAUGAUAGUGGUACGACCGCCGCGGGCUAUAUAUGUUGAGGCUAACGCAUAA
Messenger RNA from Dovyalis caffra, 165 nucleotides. Lineage: Eukaryota; Viridiplantae; Streptophyta; Magnoliopsida; Malpighiales; Salicaceae. The record is from the annotation of a GenBank genome assembly.